Molecule: messenger RNA, 1447 nt
Organism: Canariomyces notabilis
Lineage: Eukaryota; Fungi; Ascomycota; Sordariomycetes; Sordariales; Chaetomiaceae
Product: putative zinc-binding oxidoreductase ToxD
Exons: 3
Coding region: 165-1229 (354 amino acids)
Molecular function (GO): oxidoreductase activity, acting on NAD(P)H
Source: RefSeq, a predicted model, not a curated record
UUUGCCUGAGAAGUCCAUUGGGUACCUCUAUUGCUAGAUCAUAAAGCCGCUCACCUGCACUUCCUCAAGUCAAUUCACCAUUGCCACCUGUCUCACCGUAUUUGAAACUUCACUUCGGACAUAUCAUCCACUUCCGGUAGAACACCAAGAUGGCAACGAAAACAAUGAAAGCCAUCAAGAUGGUCUCGCAGGGCCAGGCAGAGGUGCAGGAUGCGCCCAUCCCGUCCCUGCGUGACGACUAUGUGCUCGUUAAGGUCAAGGCCGUUGCGUUGAAUCCGACGGACUGGAAACAUGUUGACUACGCCCCGACGCCCGGCGCCACAGUGGGCUGCGAUUUUGCGGGUGUUGUUGAGGAGGUCGGUGCCAAGGUCCAGAAGCCGUGGAAGAAAGGGGACCGGAUUGCCGGCUUUACGCAUGGCUGCAACGAGGCGCAGCUUGAGGAUGGGUCUUUUGCCGAGUACUUGGUCGCAAAGGGGGAUUUGUGGAUGAAGGUCCCCGACAACCUAACCGACGAAGAAGCCGCCACCCUCGGCGUGGGUGUCACGACAGUCGGCCAGUCGCUCUACCAAUCCCUGGGCCUCCCUCUCCCGGACUCCGGUACCAAAGCCGACUGCCCGAUCCUCAUCUACGGCGGCAGCAGCGCAACAGGCAGCCUGGCCAUCCAGUACGCGCGCCUCUCAGGCUGCACCCAGAUCAUCACGACCUGCUCCCCGCGCAACUAUGACUUUGUCAAGUCCCUCGGCGCGCACGUGGCGCUCGACUACCGGGACCCGGACUGCGCCAAAAAGAUCCGCGAGUUGACCAACGAUUCCCUGGCGCACGUGCUCGACUGCAUCACGAGCGACGAGUCGGUGGCCCUUUGCCAGGCCGCUGUCGGGUCAAAGGGAGGUACUAUUGCCUAUCUCCUGCGGGCCAACAAGCAUGAGCGGACCGAUGUGCAGGCCAAGUACCCGCUGGGCUACACCGUCAUUGGCGAGGGCUUCAGUUCGAGUUGGAUGAAGGCCGAGUUCCCGGCCUCGGCGGAGGACUUUGAGUUCGGCAAGGUGUUUUGGCAGCUUAGUGAGAAGCUGUUUGCCGAGGGAAAGCUGCGAGUGCACCCGCCCCAGGUGGAAGAGGGCGGGUUGUAUGGUGUGUUUGACGGGUUCCAAAAGAUGCGGGAGGGUAAGGUCAGUGGGGUCAAGUUGGUGUACAGGGUGGAGGAUACCAACGGACUGGGGGAGCAGAAGUGAGAGCGUUGAGGCGGAGAGGAUCAUGACAGGAGCGAGGGAUUUAUGAAGGAUAGCGUACCUAGGGGGUGUGGACAACGCUGUAAGGAGCGAAUUGCUAUAUGGGGUUCUAAUAUUGAGGAUGCUAAAGAGGAGAGUCCAGAGAGUACUUACUUAGGACGAAGAGAGAGCUAUGCGAUUCCACCAAGCACACAAUGGUGUAGUGGCAGUAAGACGGCAAG